CGUUUGUGGUCCUCCAAGAAGCAAGAAAUUAUCAACGUAGCGACGAGCGAUCCUGCUCCCAAUGUGGAUCACGAUACACUCAUGGUACCCAUUGCAAAAACUGAACAAUUGGAAGAGGAAGAUUCCAAUUCCUUGCAAACACCGGAAGAUUCUGAUAUUACGAGACAUUGAAAACGAGAUGGAAUCGAGGGAAGGUUUGGGACGCAAGAAAUUCAACCACCUAGACGAAACAAAUCGACGACUGCAGGAGUUCUACGAUAUGAAAUGUGAGAUUUGUGGCCAGCAGCAAGAUUCUUUUACGACGCUCAAAAUUCACUAUCACCAACAGCACAACACCCGGGGCUACAUCAAGUGCUGUGGCCGUAUAUUCAACAGCCGGUACCGGCUCUUAGAGCACCUUUCGUGUCACGUUGGUGCCAGUAUGGUUCGUUGUGAGAUUUGCGAUAAAACCUUUAGCACCCGAAGUUACUUACUGGUGCAUAAUAGUCGCGUGCAUGGUCGAGCGGAAGAUCGGCCCUUCAAGUGCACUUUAUGCCACCAAUCGUACGCAAACAAGUGCCACCUGAAGGCGCACUUGGUUCACCACGUUCGGGUAAGCUGCUCCAUAUGCGGUAAGGAGCUAUCUAGCAGUCUUUCACUCCGAUCUCAUAUGAAAAACAUACAUGGGCAUCUUGAAAAACAUAUUUGUGAGACCUGUGGAAAAGAAUUUCGAACUCGCCAAGCAUUCGAUCGACACGUUAAGUUGCACAUGGGUACCGUCGUCGUGGAACGAGCUCAGUGUACGAUGUGUUCCAAAUGGUUUAACAGCAAACGUGCACUGAAGGAGCACGUAAAACAUGUACACGACGAAGCAGGAAAACCGUUCAAAUGCGACUUGUGUGGGCAAGAAUUUAUGCAUAGCCGAUCGUUAUCAGAUCACAAGUUGCGCGUACAUGUGGAGGAGCGCUACGAAUGUGAAGUAUGUGGAAAGCGUUUUAAGCGGAGUAUCUAUCUGAAAGAACAUAGCGCGAUUCAUUCUGGAAAGCCUCUCUAUUCGUGUGAUAUCUGCGACGCCACGUUCAAUUCGAAUUCGAAUAAAUACUCUCAUCGCAAAAAAAAGCAUCCUGUCGAAUGGGAAGCACGCCGUAGGGAACAGUUAACGACAACACAUAAAUAAAUACUCAUAUCUCCAAACUACCAC
Anopheles coustani is the source of this 1180-nucleotide messenger RNA. Its product is annotated as zinc finger protein 675-like. The coding region runs from base 62 to 1156 and encodes 364 amino acids. The transcript is spliced from 2 exons. Lineage: Eukaryota; Metazoa; Arthropoda; Insecta; Diptera; Culicidae. Gene Ontology annotation, molecular function: DNA-binding transcription factor activity. The record is from RefSeq and is a predicted model, not a curated record.